Molecule: messenger RNA, 4192 nt
Organism: Cydia splendana
Lineage: Eukaryota; Metazoa; Arthropoda; Insecta; Lepidoptera; Tortricidae
Exons: 2
Coding region: 83-4192 (1369 amino acids)
Source: RefSeq, a predicted model, not a curated record
GUUUCGACUUAAAUAAUUUACUUCAAAACAUUGUGUUUACUUGUGUUUUUACGUGAAUAAGUGAAGAUUGAAGUUACGAAAAAUGGCUACGGCGGAUCAAUUGAUGACUGUUUUGCAAGAUACGGCAAGUUUACUUCAGAAAACACAAGUGAAUUUAAAGAAAUGCCCUAAGGCACGAUUAACAAGAGGUUAUGUUGAGGCGAGAUUAAAUUGCUUACAACAGUACUGGGCGACGUUCAAACAAACACAUCAAGAACUUAUAAAGGUUAUGCCACGCGAACAACGAGCUGUCACGCAAUAUUUUAUUAACGAAGAAUACUUUAUUUACGAAGAUUUAUACCUGAACAUUGAAGGCGAUCUUAAGGACUUAUUGAACAACAACACAAAACAAAUCAACCACAAUAUAAGUAACUCGGAUAACCAAGUGGGAAAAUUACCUCGAAUUCAACUUCCAAGUUUUACUGGUGGUUAUGAACAAUGGCCCACUUUUAAAGAUUUGUUUUUGUCUAUUGUGCAUAACAAUGCGUCGCUUAGUAAUGUACAAAAAUUGCAUUAUUUGAAGACCAGUGUAUCCGGCGAGGCAGAGGCGAUUUUAAAGCACGUUCAAAUUACCGAGAGUAAUUAUACACAAGCGUGGGACAUUCUUCAAAAACGGUAUGGAAACAAAAAGUUAAUAGUGAAUUCUAUAUUGAAGCGGUUAUUUAUGCAAAAGAAAUUAAAUACUCAGUCGGCCACUCAACUGAAAUCAUUAUUGGAUACUACAACUGAAUGCUUAAAUAGUUUACAAAAUUUGAACAUGGCCACCGAUUCCUGGGAUCCUUUAAUCAUUUUUCUGGUAGUGCAGAAAUUGGACCCGGAGUCACAUAAGGAUUGGGAGGAGUACGCUCACAAGGACGAUUCUGAGGAAUUACCCAAGUGGACAGACUUCGUCAAAUUUCUGGAAGCUAAAUUCCGAACGCUCGAGCUCAUCACCGCUGCUUCAUCAACUCCGCGCGAAAGAACAGUAAACAAAGAACGCACGUUCCACGCUACAGAAUCACACACAGAGAAGAGUUGUGUCAUGUGUAAAGGUAAUCACACACUCGCUCAUUGCAAAGACUUUACAAAGAUGCUACCCACUGAGAGAUGUGAAUAUACAAAAAACAAUAGGCUGUGUUAUAAUUGUCUAGCGCCAGGACAUGCGGUUUUCAAGUGUCGAUUGCCCAUGUCAUGUCGUAUAUGUCGCAAGCGCCAUCAUUCACUCGUCCAUGUCUCCAAGAGCCCGGAAACAGCAGAACAAGAUAGCAAGACUCAACCGACGCUCUCCAAGGUCAACGAGACUGAACCAGAAAUUCAAGCUACCGUGGCAAUUGCAUCUCAUCACACAGCUAGACAUAGUGAUGGCUUAUUAGCAACUGCAAUCGUAAACGUUAAGAGCGGGCAAGGUCACACCAUUGCACUGAGAGCUCUCAUCGACCCAUGCUCACAGGCAUCUUUCAUCAGUGAGAAAGCGGCCCAAUUACUUAAACUUAAAAGAGAGUCAACAAGAGCAAGCAUAACUGGAUUGGGGCCUAUAAAGGCGAACGCAAAUCAAGUGGUUCAAUUACAGGUUUCGUCGCAAUAUCAAACGUCGUAUUCCAUACAGCUUCGAGCCUAUGUGAUUUCUAAGCAAUUGACCACUCAAAUGCCCAUGAAAACUAUGAAUACAAGCCACUGGUCUCACAUACAAAAUCUACACCUGGCUGACCCAAGUUAUAAUACACCAGGUCCAGUAGAUCUUCUCCUUGGAGUGAAAGUAUAUGCACAGAUUAUCCAAGAAAAUACACCAAUAAUUAAGGGUCCACCGGGUACACCAUGUGCUCAGAAAACAUACUUUGGCUGGAUCUUGUUUGGAGAUAAUGGAGAGACGGAUACAAGUAUACAAGAAAAAUCUUUCAUUACGAUGCAUCAUCAAGUCGAUGUUGAUGAUUUAUUGAAGACUAUAUGGGAGGUAGAACCAGAUACAAAGAGAACAUUAACUGAAGAAGAACAAACAUGUGAAAGAAUUUACGAAAGUACCUACAAAAGAAAUGAAGAAGGAAGAUACAUCGUCAAAUUACCUUUAAAAACAGAAGUACCACGAGCAUGUGAAGGAAAUACACGAGAAAUAGCACAGAACAGAUUAAUACAACUAGAGAGAAGAUUUCUAAAAAUGCCAAAGCUCAAAGAAGAAUAUGUAAAGGUGAUUGACGAUUACAUCGAACAGAAGCACAUGGAAAAGGUACCAACCGAAGAAAUACAUACAAAGAAGAGUGUAUACUUAGCCCACCAUGCAAUUAUUCGAGAAGAGAAGGAAACUACAAAAACGCGCGUCGUGUAUGACGCGUCGUGUAAGGGUACCAAUGGUUUCUCAUUAAACGACGACCUUCUGGUUGGGCCAGUGUUACAAGAAGAUUUGCGAAGUUUGAUAAUGAGAUGGCGAAUGCACGCUAUAUGCUUCGUCUCAGACAUUCACAAGAUGUAUCGGAUGGUGCUGACAACCAAAGAAGAUUCCGACUAUCAGAGAAUUUUAUGGAGAAGUAGCAGCGACAAGGAAAUAGAAGAUUACCGUCUCCUUACAGUAACUUUUGGAACAGCUUCAGCUCCAUAUCUGGCAGUUAAAACUUUGCGACAGCUGGCUAUAGAUGAAGGAGACAAGUUUCCUGUUGCAGCAAAGAUGAUCACAGAAGACUUCUACGUCGACGACCUGAUGUCGGGAUGUGACACCACCGAACAAGCCAUAGAAGCCAGCAACCAAUUGCAAGAAGUUAUGCGAAAGGGUGGAUUUCAGCUAAAAAAAUGGUCAUCCAAUAGUGUUGAAUUUAUGCGAAGUUUGAAGCCCGAAGAUAGAUCAGCUAACGCGCAUCUUGAUUUAAAUAUGGACGGCACGAUUAAGGCACUUGGUGUUCAAUGGAACAUGGGAACAGACCAAUUCGAGUACAACCUCAACCUUCCAGAAGUAAACAAUCACAUCAGCAAACGAACAAUUUUGUCUGAUAUCCAGAAACUGUUUGACCCUCUGGGCUGGAUCUCACCAUGUGUCCUGAUGGCUAAAAUACUGAUACAGAAGUUGUGGCUAGCAAAGGUGAAUUGGGACGAGGAACUUAGUCAACCCUUAAAAGAUGAAUGGCUUCAAUUAAGAGCAGACUUGAGACAUGUCAAUGAGAUCCGUAUUGAUAGAUGGCUUGACACUUUGAGCACUGAAGGAGCAAAUAUUCAGAUACACGGGUUCAGUGAUGCCUCUAUCUCCGCAUACGGGGCAGCCGUUUACAUUAGAGUAGAAAGGGCGGAUGGUACAGUUAAAACAAGGUUGAUUGCUUCGAGAACAAGAGUCUCUCCCGUGAAGACUGUCUCAUUACCCAGAUUGGAACUGUGUGGAGCUGUCGUGUUGGCAAAAUUGUUAAGACAAGUCAGCCGUGCUAUGAGAAUACCAGCUUCACAAAUAUUCGCAUGGACAGAUUCUUCCAUUGUAAUUUCAUGGAUUUUCGGCGAACCACAAAGAUGGAAAACGUUUGUGGCAAACAGAGUUGUGGAAAUAACAAACAAUGUUAGUCAAAACCAAUGGCAUCAUGUCACUUCACAGGAUAACCCCGCCGACAUCGCUUCCAGAGGAAUGUACUUGUCCGACUUGAAGGCUUCUAAGCUAUGGUGGGAAGGGCCAGAAUGGCUAUCUAGAAAAGAAAUAGAAUACAGAAGACCAAAUGUCAUUUCCACUGACAUAGAAAGCAAGAAUGUGAUACAGACAAAUUUAAACGUGCAUGGAAGCGAGAAGGAGAGUAAUUUGACAGACCAAUUUAAAGAAUUUGAUAAUUUACAAGAAUUAAUAAAAACAAUCACAUAUUGCCGCAAAUUUCUGAACAUGAAAAAACUGAAAAUAGACAAUUUAAAUCUAACUACUCACGACUUGGAACGCACACUGCAAAUAUGUGUAAGAAUUGUACAAAAAGAAGAGUUUGGAGAAGAAAUAGACAGAAUAAUGACAAACAAACAAAACCGUUUCUCCGAGGCUGUUGAGCUGCAGCAGCAGCAGCAGCUUCAAGCAGCUGGAAGAACAGCAGUAAGCAUCUCUACGAUCGGAAGAAAGCUGGAAGAGAAGAGGAUGUUGCCCCGUAGCACUGCUAUAGGCCCCCAAUCGAAGCCAGAGCAUCGAAUAGCCAGGAGGCAAUUUUGCCGACUGCACGAAGAGGACGUUUAA